AUGUCCGACGCUCCCUCCCAGCCCAUUGCGCCCAUCCCGCGCACCACCCGCCCCAUGAGCGAAGCUCUCCUCAACGAGAAGUGGGACCGCUGCCUCUCCUCGAUGCUCAUCCGCUCCGGUCUUGGUCUGUCCUUCGGUAUCGUCUUCUCGGUUCUCCUCUUCAAGCGCCGCGCGUGGCCCGCGACAGUCGGUCUUGGAUUCGGUGCUGGACGUGCAUGGGAGGAAUGCGACAACUCCUUCAAGCGCGCAGCCUCGCCUGCCAAGGACGGUCUCCGCGUUGUCAGGCCGUAA
Molecule: messenger RNA, 291 nt
Organism: Didymella exigua CBS 183.55
Lineage: Eukaryota; Fungi; Ascomycota; Dothideomycetes; Pleosporales; Didymellaceae
Product: DUF543-domain-containing protein
Exons: 3
Coding region: 1-291 (96 amino acids)
Cellular component (GO): mitochondrial inner membrane; MICOS complex; mitochondrion
Source: RefSeq, a predicted model, not a curated record